AAUUUAGACGAAAGUCCAGUAAGCCUACACGUCAACACUCAAUUUUUUUUUGAGCCAGUUGUUCUCUUCCUUCCGGCCCAAGAAUCUUAUCAACUCCCCACCAAUCCAUACGAAGAACUCUUAACCGGACACGUCACUCACCCAACCAAAAGAAAACCAAAAUGCUCCACAAAUUAGCCGCCGUCUCCGCCGCCACCACCGCCACCUCGCCGGUACUUCUCCUCUCCGCCACCGCCUCUUCUUCCUCCGCUCUCUCCAACCCAUUCCUCGCCAUCCCCAAAAGACUCAAACUUCCCACCUCAAAGCCUCUCUCUUCCAGACCCAUCUCCCGUUCCCAGCCCACCACCAUGAACAUCCUCAACAAGCUCGGGUUCGGCGUCCGGUCCCCCGACCCGUCCGCCAUGGACCCGACGAUCCCCCAGAGCCCCGACGACGAUUCCCCCGCCCCCGGCCAGCAGUUCGCCCAAUUCGGAGCUGGGUGCUUCUGGGGAGUCGAACUGGUGUUUCAGAGGGUUUCCGGCGUUACAAAGACGGAGGUCGGGUAUACUCAGGGUCUCCUCCACAAUCCUACCUACGAGGACAUCUGCACCGGUACUACCAGCCACUCUGAGGUGGUUAGGGUUCAGUUUGAUCCCAAGGAGUGUAGCUACGACGCUCUGCUGGAUGUUUUCUGGGCUAGGCACGACCCUACCACCAUGAAUCGCCAGGUUGGGAACGAUGUUGGAACGCAGUACAGAUCCGGGAUAUACUACUACACACCGGAGCAGGAGAAAGCUGCAAAGGAGUCGAUGGAACGACAUCAGAAGGCCUUCAACAGGAAGAUAGUGACUGAGAUUUUGCCAGCCAAGAAGUUCUACCGAGCUGAAGAGUACCACCAGCAGUACUUAGCUAAAGGUGGGCGUUCUGGUUUCAAGCAGUCCGCUGAGAAGGGCUGCAACGAUCCGAUCAGAUGCUAUGGCUAAAAGGCGGGCAGAGGCAGGCAACUGCCAAUGUUCAUAUAAAUAAAAUAAGCUCAUGGUGAAAAAUGUGGAGGUGACAAUAUGAGUUUUAUAUGCAGAAAAAUAAGCUGUGUAAUUUGUGACCCUGCCUGAAACUACAUUGCUUCUGCCGCUUCGUUCAUGAAUAUAGCGUUGUGUUAACGAAAGUGCGUAAAGGAGUGUUAUUUGGACCUGUUGGUUUGUGACGUGAUAUUAAAGCUGGUUUGAUCAUGGUCACGAUGGUACGUGUUCAAAUCGUCCCAAUUGCUGGCUAUGAGCUUGGAGCCAUUGUUGUUAUGCUUUUCCCGCCUUCCCUCCAAAGCUAGUUACUUUUGCAGAGAUGACAGGUUUCCUUUCUUAUACUGCCAACAAAACCGACCGACGCCAUGUGCUUUGGCUGUCUGUCUCCGAAGAUACGAUGCGAGACCACGAGAUCAGUUGCGCCUCUGGCUUUGGUAUAUCAUUGUCAAGAUGACAUGUGAUCAGUUUAUUGUAGUUCCUAACAAUAAGGCCCAAAAUGUAAAGACAAGAAAACCACACUUGACGAUGCCGAUCGAAUCGAAGCUCUGUUCUGUACUUUGGGAUUCACCGUCCGUCAGGC
Molecule: messenger RNA, 1578 nt
Organism: Linum tenue
Lineage: Eukaryota; Viridiplantae; Streptophyta; Magnoliopsida; Malpighiales; Linaceae
Source: the annotation of a GenBank genome assembly